ACUCGCCACUGUCCAUUCAUUCUUUGCCCGACCGUCGAUGAACGAACAACGAACAUCCCGGCGUUGUGUCGUGCCUGAUCCCCCGUUAUCGUUGACCAGCGUUGACGGUUGACUUGCGCGGCAACACAAGCGAAGAACCGUUCGGCGUAGUGCGCGGAAAGAGUGAGUGCCCAUAUAGGUCGCUUAUGUUGUCGCCGAUGGAUCCGACGGUAAACAGUACCGGCGGGUCGAGUGCCUGUGCCGACUACCGGAAGAAGCGCAUCAAGAACGUGCAAAAGCUUGAGCUGGUGCGGUUAAUGAAGGCCAACUUUCUGUUCAUCCGCGGCAAGCAUGCCGUCGCGCGCAGUGAGAAGAGUCGGGCCGACGUUUGGAAGGUGAUUACCGGCCGGCUGAACAGUUUGGGCCCACCGGUCCAGUCGGCCGAAGCGUGGCAACGACGCUGGAAUGAUAUGCGAUCGGCUACGAAGAGCAAGAUGGCCAAAAUUCAGAACUACGUGCGCGAGCACGGUGAAGACUGCCCGUACAAGCUGAACCUGGUGGAGCGGCUCAUCUGGGACACGUUCAGUGUGAAGCCGGAGGAGUACAUGAAGGAUCUGAACAUGAAGCUGUGGCGCGAGAAGCAGCAAAAGUGUGCCGGACCGUCGGUGGGUGACAGUGUGUCCUCCUGCUCGUCCCAGCUGUCGGCCGACCAGAGCUUCGACAUGGGAUGGAAUCAGGUGGGGACGACCGUUCACGACACUGGUGCCACCGGGUGGAGCUCCGCGUCGUUCGCUGCCAUGGGCAGGGAGGGCGGUGUGAUGGAGGACACGAAUCGAACGGCCCCUUUCUAUCCUACUUCCAGCACUAGCCAGCCGGAUCAAAGCUUCGGACCACCAGCACAGCCGAUGGAAAUGGACUAUGCGGGAUAUUCGGGAGCAUCCACAAGCAGCAACGUAACGCACCUCAGAAGCUUGGAAUCAACGACUCACUGGCCAUCUGCGGGCUCAUCUUCCGAGGAGCAGUCAAAGCUAAUCCCGAGUGGAUCGACGGAUCUCGUGCCCGGCAGCAAGGUGUUGCGAGAGCUGAACAAACUGUUCGAUCUGGUACUGAAACAAAAUGAAGAAAUUCUGGCCUUGCUAAGGCAACCCGCAGCCAAUGAGCAGGAGAACCGUGUGUGAUGGAAACCAGUUCACGAAGAGUUCCUUAACAAUAGUAAACUAUGCUUGUAAAGAGUGUCUAAAGUUAAAAUAUAUAACAUACAGUAAAUCAUA
Messenger RNA from Anopheles merus, 1250 nucleotides. RefSeq lists its product as uncharacterized. The transcript is spliced from 3 exons. The record is from RefSeq and is a predicted model, not a curated record. Gene Ontology annotation, cellular component: nucleus. Bases 186 to 1157 code for a protein of 323 amino acids. NCBI's taxonomy places the organism in Eukaryota, Metazoa, Arthropoda, Insecta, Diptera, Culicidae.